AUGGCAUUCGCGUGCUGCGAGAUUCUGGGGAUAGAUGAGUAUGCGCCCCUGGACGAAGUGAACCGCGCCUACAAACGCCUUUCGCUCGUUUAUCAUCCAGACAAGACGAAGGGCAUGACCGCACAGCAGCAGGAGGAUUAUGAGACAAUCUUCAUCUCGGUGAAGAACGCUCACCUGGUGCUAGGAGACCAGCCUACGCGGAGACAGUAUGACAAGGACCGCGACCAAGACAAGGCGAAGGAAGUCGUCAGCGGGGUGAAGGCUCCUUCAUCCCAGCACGUGGACCUCACGGAGGUCUUGAAGCGCAUCAGCGAGAUGCAGAGGCCUCCCGGUAAAGUUGUCGAGGUUCCGCUCGAAGUAGAGCUCGAGCAAUUUUUCUAUGGCGUCCACAAGGCCAUUUCCCGGGAGAGACGCGUCAAAGACUUCUACGCGGGCAUGAUCAACCAGGAGCAUGUGUACAGAUUCCACGUUCCACGAGGGGCUCGAGAGCCCCUGGAGUUGACCUUCAAGGAGCAAGGGGAUCACAACCCCGACACAAGACCGGACACUGUAAAGUUCUGUGUCACCGCUCGACCACACGGGGUGGUUACCAGGCGAGAACGUGACCUUGUGAGAAAAGAGGCCAGGCUAGUUGCAACACAAAUCGAAGACCUGGGCAGUAUGGCCUGGGCAAGGACAUUCAGCUUUCCGCUGGAUCGUUGGCGAAGGCACAGCAGUUAUGUGGCAUGCCAGUCUACAGCGCAAUCGUGCCUACUUCAGUUCGGAGGCGUACUUUACCGCUCAAGUGCCUGGGCUUCGAGGGCGGAGGCAGAAGUUAAGCUUGAGGAUGCCAGCGCUGGCCCAGUGGCAGACCGGGCCAAGGACAUCGAAAAACUGAAGCUUGCGCUGAUUGCAGGCUGCUCGUUUGGGGAAGGAACCCAUUCCACAGCAGCUGGAGGUGCCAGAAGACCUUGUGAACAUACACAGUGUCUGAAGCUAUGUGAAGGUCUGAUUGCGUCGGUGUCGAUUCCACCCUUGUGGUGA
Symbiodinium natans is the source of this 1023-nucleotide messenger RNA. The record is from the annotation of a GenBank genome assembly. Lineage: Eukaryota; Dinophyceae; Suessiales; Symbiodiniaceae.